UUUUCAGCGUAGUGCAAUCAAAAUCCAAUCUUGGAUAAACUCUCUUUGAAUCCAAGUUUCAUCCUCUUCUGGGUUCUCUUCAAACUUCAUUCUAGUGCAAUGUCAAUGUCUCUCUCUCUCUUCUUCUUCUUCUCUCACUAACAACACUUUUCAAAUCUAGGAUUUAAAAACUCUUGUUCCUCUUCCAUUUCUUCAUUCAUAAAUCUAUAGACAAACACAUUAUCAUUAGUGUUUUUUUCUAACCUUUGAACUUGCCUCAGUUAAUUUGUUUCCGGGAAAUUCAGUUUUUGUUGUCUCCUAAGUCAUACUUUUGUUGGAAAAAAAUAGUUCUUUAACUUUUUUGCUUAGUUUGAAGCUGUUGAAUUAACAAGUAAGAAGGAACAAUUAAAUACAGAAAACAUAGGUUGGUUGAAAAAAAAUGAAGUUUUUUACUUCAUUGUUGUUUCUGAGUUUGGUUUCUAUGUUCCCCUUUGUGGUUUUUGGCAUGGUGGUUUCAAAUGAAGUUUGGGCACUUAAAACCUUCAAAGAAGCUGUGUAUGAUGAUCCACAUAUGGUUUUAUCCAAUUGGAAUACUCUUGAUUCAGAUCCUUGUGACUGGAAUGGAGUUUUGUGCUCUGCGACUCGAGAUCAUGUCAUCAAGCUAAACAUAUCAGGAGCAUUGCUAAGAGGAUUUCUUGCUCCAGAAAUUGGAAAAAUUGCCUACUUGCAAGAACUGAUCUUGCAUGGAAACAAUCUCAUUGGAAUAAUACCGAAAGAAUUAAGCGCGUUAAAGUCUCUUAAGGUGUUGGAUUUGGGAAAAAAUCAGUUAUCAGGACCAAUUCCUAAAGAGAUUGGAAAUUUGACUCAAAUUGUAAAAAUAAAUUUGCAGUCCAAUGGUUUGACUGGUAGGUUACCUUCUGAGCUUGCAAAUUUGAAAUACCUUCAAGAACUUCGGUUAGAUAGGAAUAAGCUUGAAGGACCUGUUCCUGCUUCUAGCAGUUCAAAUUUUUCUUCAAAUAUGCAUGAAAUGUAUGCCUCAAAUAAGAAUUCAACUGGCUUCUGUCGUUCGUCACUUAAAGUUGCAGAUUUUUCAUAUAACUUUUUGGUUGGUAGCAUACCGAAAUGCUUGGAGUAUCUUCCAAGAACUAGCUUUCAAGGGAAUUGCCUCCAUGUCAAAGAAAUAAAACAGCGGACUAAAGUUCAAUGUGCUGGAGCUUCGCCUGCCCAAGGUCAUCCAGUAGUGAAACCACCGAAACGCCAAUCUAAAGCUGAACAUGUUUCAAAGCAUCAAGGAUCUUCAAAACCUGCUUGGCUUUUGGCUAUCGAAAUAGCGACCGGAACCAUGGUUGGUUCUCUCUUUCUAAUCGGUAUUCUCACUGCUAUCCAAAGGUGUAACAACAAAUCAUCCAUCAUUAUUCCUUGGAAGAAAUCUGCAAGCGAGAAAGAGCAAAUGACGGUAUUUGUAGACUCCGAGAUGUUGAAAGAUGUGAUGAGAUACAGCAGACAGGAGCUUGAGGUGGCCUGUGAAGACUUCAGCAACAUAAUUGGAUCCUCGCCUGAUAGUAUCGUCUACAAGGGUAUAAUGAAAGGUGGACCUGAGAUUGCUGUAAUUUCACUCUGCAUCAAGGAAGAGAAUUGGACUGGACACCUUGAACUUUAUUUUCAAAGAGAGGUGGCAGACUUGGCAAGGUUAAAUCAUGUGAAUACAGGAAAGCUAUUAGGCUAUUGUAGAGAGAGCAAUCCAUUUACAAGGAUGCUGGUUUUUGAUUAUGCAUCAAAUGGAACACUAUAUGAGCACCUGCAUUGUUAUGAAGAAGGGUGCCAAUUAUCUUGGACACGGCGCAUGAAAAUCAUCAUAGGCAUCGCUCGAGGACUAAAGUAUUUGCACACUGAAAUUGAACCUCCAUUCACUAUCUCAGAGUUGAAUUCAAAUGCUGUAUACCUUACAGAUGAUUUUUCCCCUAAGUUGGUUGAUUUUGAAAGUUGGAAGACAAUUCUGGAAAGAUCAGAAAAAAAUUCUGGUUGUGUUAGCAGCCAAGGUGCUGUUUGUAUUCUUCCAAACUCCCUUCAAGCACGCUAUCUCGAUACCAAAGGAAACAUUUAUGCUUUUGCAGUACUUCUACUGGAGAUUAUCAGUGGAAGAUCUCCAUACUGCAAGGACAAAGGUUACUUAGUAGAUUGGGCCAGGGAUUAUCUUGAGAUGCCAGAAGUAAUGUCAUAUGUGGUGGAUCCUGAGUUGAAACAUUUUGGAUAUGAUGACCUCAAAGUAAUAUGUGAGGUAAUAACACUUUGUAUUAGUCCUGACUCCAGUGUCUGUCCAUCGAUGCGAGAAUUGUGCAGCAUGCUGGAGAGCAGAAUCGACACAUCGAUAAGUGUGGAGCUCAAGUCAUCAUCUUUAGCUUGGGCUGAACUAGCACUUUCAUCAUAAUAUUUGAGUAGUCAAUACUCAAAACUAACAUCAUACACUGAAGCAGACUUAUAUAAUUGAUGGGAGCUUCUUUUCUCAACCUCCACAUGCACUUCGAAAAUCCGAAACACCUUACUUUUUGGUUGCUUUUGAUUAUUUUUUUUUCAUUCUAUUUAGCUAUAUAUAUACUUACAUGUAAAUGAUUGUUCAAAAAAAGGAAAUGUGCAAGGAUUAAUCCAAGACAAGUUAUCCUUGUAAAUGUGGCUAACAAGUUGAAGUCCAUAAAUUGAUAAAUGAAAGGAAGAAGAUUGUGCUGAACAUUUUGGUUCUGUAUAUAUAUUUAGCACUUUUAUGAUUCA
Messenger RNA from Cicer arietinum (chickpea), 2745 nucleotides. Its product is annotated as probable LRR receptor-like serine/threonine-protein kinase At1g63430. Lineage: Eukaryota; Viridiplantae; Streptophyta; Magnoliopsida; Fabales; Fabaceae. Gene Ontology annotation, molecular function: ATP binding; protein binding; protein kinase activity. Gene Ontology annotation, biological process: protein phosphorylation. The record is from RefSeq and is a predicted model, not a curated record.